Cydia pomonella (codling moth) is the source of this 4279-nucleotide messenger RNA. It is a transcript of the gene sad, whose product is annotated as cytochrome P450 315a1, mitochondrial. NCBI's taxonomy places the organism in Eukaryota, Metazoa, Arthropoda, Insecta, Lepidoptera, Tortricidae. Gene Ontology annotation, biological process: cortisol metabolic process; C21-steroid hormone biosynthetic process; cholesterol metabolic process. Bases 2671 to 4125 code for a protein of 484 amino acids. Gene Ontology annotation, cellular component: mitochondrial inner membrane. Gene Ontology annotation, molecular function: heme binding; monooxygenase activity; iron ion binding. The transcript is spliced from 9 exons. The record is from RefSeq and is a predicted model, not a curated record.
UUCGACGUGUUGCCUCUCUGUCACACUUACGUACGAAUUUACAAGUGCGACAGAGAGGCAACACGUCGAACGUGGUUCGCGGUAGGCCCUCUGUCCUCGCUACGUUCGGCCGUCUAUAUCUACUUGGCCUGCAACCCUCCAUUUCCUGGCCUCUAUAGUAAUAAUUCAUUUGAAAAAUAAUUUGAUUUAUGUCGUAGCUGUAUUUCACCACAGAUGAUCUAACUAAUACUUUGAGCUUUUUAAAAUCUUUCCAAGGUUUUCAAAAGCUUAACAACGCGCAUAUUACAGUGUUGGACAAAAAGUAGUUGGAUUAACGAUUAUGAUUACAAAAUGUAGUUUUAACUACAAAUUACAAUUACUAGGAAAAAGUAGUUGAGCCUUUGAUGAAUUAUUACUAACUACAUUUUAACUUUUCAUUUAAUUUUACAAGAUUUUGUACAAAGGGACUUAUUAAAAAAUAUGAACAUAAAAAGGGCAAAAGCUAGUUUUUGUCAUGUGGUCAGUUCCAUGAAGCAACACCCGAGCAUUUUUUAAAUUUAUAUGGCAUGAGGCUAAGUAAAUGUAUGAAAAACAAUAUAGAAAAAUAUUAUUGCUUUUGUUUACUGAGAGAGUACUAAAGUACUAAAUUUGCUCAUCUUUGCCUAUCAAGAAGUAAUUGAGUAAUUUUGAUUAUAAAUUAAUGUAAUUUCGAUUACAAAAAUUAAUCUUAAUUACAAGUAGUUGUAGCUACAUGUAAUCAACUACAAAUAAUUCAACUACAUGAAAUCUAAUUUGUAGUUAAAAUUACACAAGUAAUUUAUUACGCCCAACGCCCAACACUGGCGUGUGACAACAUUCAGUGUUACAAGUUAGUAAGUUUACAUAGACCCAAGUGGUCACUGCGGGUCCAUAUUGGGUUGCAUAAAAGUUUAAGUCAUAUCUUUGAUAUGCAUAACAACUUGUGUCAUAAUCAUCAUUGCGCAUACAAAUGAAAAGUCAUAUUAUAUUGUGUCAUACAUUUAUAGCCAUAUUAUUUGAUGACAUACAUAGCAGUUGUCAUAUACAUAUUUUUUGUGCAUACCUAAUAAUUACCUAACGAACCUAACCUAAAAUUUUAUGCGAAUUAAAUUUAUGACUGUAAAAAUUAUGACAUAACUCAUUUAUGACAAAACCCCAGUUAUACUCAGGAAUAAUAAAAUUCUGACUUAAGAUUUUAUGCAUAAAGUGUUGACAACUUGACAACAUGAAAAAUAAGACAAAAGUUGUUAUGCGACCAGAGGGAGUCCCAUAUAGAACCCUAAAACAAUACAAAAAACCGGACAGGUGCGAGUCGGACUCGCCCACCGAGGGUUCCGUACAGAUUUAACAUUUAUUUUUUACAAAUUUAAUAGUUUUUAUAUUUUUCCCUGAACUUGUAGUACAUAUAAUAUUAGACGAUAUUACUUGCCAUAUUUCAUAGGUCUAGGUCAACCGAAAGUAUCGUAUAAUUUAAUUAUGAUUCCCUUGAGAGUGUCGAAAUAUUUGUUUUCACUUCUCAUGCUCGUAAAAUUGACAUUUAAGUCGGGUGUAAUGAAAGGGACAUAAAAUUACUAAUUAUGCUCUAGAGCAUAAAGCAAAAAUCAUCUAUUAUUACCACUUUAUUAACUCGGCAAUAAAGUUCGAAAUCUGCCAGCCCUGCCGGCGCGCCCCCGACCGGCCCGAGUACGAUUUUCUUUGGUCUUGAGCAAAUAUUAUAAAUUUUCCUCGCAAUCGAAGUGAAAAGCAUAGUGUAUAACUCAGGCAUAAAUGUCCGACUAUAUUGGCCCUCGCUGCGCUCGGAGCAAUAAAUUGCUUCGGAUAAAAAUGGAUCGCUUUUUGCCCUUGUUGUACAGUCUACUAUUUUUGCGGCGUAAACGGCCGUAACUUUUUUUUUACGUUAACUUAGGAGUUUAAUUUUUUCACAGCUUAAAGGGGCUGUAAACCGGAGUAUAUGGCUUUAAUUUAAACUCAAUACCUCCAUGCGUUCCCGAGAUAAAGGAUCUUGCCAGACGGGUGGCCGGACGGACGGACGGAAGGACGGACUGACAACAAAUAAGUGAUCCGUUUUUUUCCUUUUGAAAUACGGAACGCUAAAAACGCUUAAAAUGCACUGCCGCUUGACGUCAUAUUUAAAUAUCGCUGAUCUCAGUGUUUCGAUAUACUUACGAAAAAACUAAAAGGUUCGCAUUACCAUGCAGUAGUCAGCAAUACAUAAUUCACUGAAUUAUUAUCAUUUUAAUAUGACCGUUCUUCGAGAUACGCUUACAUACUCGUGCACGACUGUGAGUGUGGAGUUUUGUUUCAGUUAAGGAUUAGCAGUUGCCGACUCGUGUUGAUUAUUACUAUAUGCGACCACGAAUAGUGUAAUUUGGUGUUAUUGUACUUUAUAAAUUAUUGUCUAAGCACUCUAAGCUGAAUUAUAACACCCCUCUCUUUUUGCCCCGGGGGUUAAUAAAAGAACUGGUGAACGAAUUAUUUCAAGUUGUAAACCUACUCACAUAACAGAAGACCGGAUUACUAGGGUGAACGACAUCAUGUUACAAGUCAGCGACUUUUGAAGGCAGAUAACUCGCUGCUUUGCUUUGGACCGGGAUUUAUUUAAACGCUUGCUGAUCAUUUUUCAGCAAAGGUCUAAUAUACAUUUGAUCUCCUGUUACGCAUAUCCGAGUCACCAUGUACUCUUUAAUUGGUAGAUCUAUUUCCCGAGUCAACCCAAAAUAUAACACCCGGAGUUGUGUUAUGGCCAUCAGACAGACUGUACAUGAUAAAACUAUUGACGAUAUGGCGCACCCAAAAUGUUUACCUUUGCUCGGAACUAAAUUGGAUUUAAUGCUAGCAGGCGGUGGAACAAUGUUGCACAAAUAUAUUGACAAGAGGCACAAAGAACUAGGACCCAUUUUUUACGAAAAAUUAGGAUGUAACACGAAACUAGUUUUCAUUAGCGAUCCGCUUAUGAUAAAGACAGUGUUUCUAAGCCUUGAAGGAAAAUAUCCUAAACAUAUAUUACCGGAACCGUGGGUUUUGUAUGAAAAACUUUAUGGCUCCAAGAGAGGUCUUUUCUUCAUGAACAGUGAAGAAUGGUUAAUAAAUCGGCGAAUAAUGAACAAACAUUUACUCCGAGAGGGGUCUAUAGAAUGGUUAGAAGAUCCCAUUAAAUCUUCAGUUAAAAAGUUUGUCCGCGCUUGGACACGAAGAGCCGAAAAAGGAAGUACAAGAGUAAAUUUAGAAUCUGACUUGUACAGACUGUCGACAGAAGUUAUAUUAGCCAUACUUGCUGGUGCGAACGGAUCACCAAAUGGCGUCAUGCAUUCUGAAGCAAUGCUUUCCGAAUUCUCAGAGACCGUAAAACAGAUAUUUCAAACAACAACGAAAUUGUAUGGUUUGCCAUUACAUAUCUGUCAACGUUUAAAUUUAAAAGUAUGGAGAAAUUUCAAGGAAUCGGUGGAUGCGUCGCUUCAUUUCGCGCAGGGUUUGGUAUCAGAAAUGAUAAUCAAAAGAGACCAAGGCGACGGUCUCAUACAAAAACUUCUCGAAGAUGGCUUAAACAAAGAAACAAUAGUACGGUUAGUUGCAGAUUUCAUAUUAGCGGCUGGCGAUACGACUGCUUAUACCUCAAUUUGGAGCCUAUAUCUAAUUUCACAAGACGAUGGUGUUAAACACGAAAUACGCACUAGAGAUGUAGGAUACGUGAAAAAUGUACUGAAAGAGGCUAUGCGACUUUAUCCAGUAGCCCCAUUUUUGACAAGAAUUUUGCCAAAAGAUUGUAUCCUUGGCGAAUACAAUCUAAAUUUGCAUACCCCAAUAAUCGCAUCAAUUUACACCUCUGGACGAGAUGAAAAGUAUUUUACUAAAGCAAAUAUGUUUUUACCUUUCCGCUGGGAUAAAAAUGAUCCAAGAAGGAAGAAUCUUGCCAACCACAACCCUUCAGCAACAUUGCCCUUUGCACUUGGCGCCAGGUCGUGUAUAGGCAAGAAGUUGGCAAUGAUGCAACUAACAGAGUUCCUGAGUCAGAUUGUAAACAACUUUGAUUUCAAGUGUACAAAUAGUGGAAAAGUGUUCCCAGUCACAUCACAGGUUCUUGUGCCCAGUGAACCUAUUCAACUGAAAUUAUCACAUAGGAAUAUUUGAAGAAAAUUGAUAGGUAAAAAGUUUUUUAAACUUAUAUUUUUCAAUUAUUAUAAUGAAAUGAAAACAAUUGAUAAACCUUUUUAGGUAUCUAAGUUAAUACAUUAAUGUGUAAAAUAUUAUUUUCUGAAGGUUGAAUACAUGAGAUGCAAUUAUA